CUUCAGUCCCUCUCUAGAUUUCUGACAAUACAGAGGAAGGCAGUGCAGAGCAGGGCAGAGCAGUGGAGCUGAGCUAAAUUUCUCUUUCUUUCUCUCUCUAAAUUUCUCUUUCUAGCUUUCUGCAUUUGGCUUUGGAGUUUGGAGAGCAGGAAAGAAAGGUUUUCUGAUUACGAGACCGUCUGUUUGUCUUCAGGGUCUCUGCCCUUUUCUUCUCUUUUUUUUUUUUUAUCCCUCUUGAUCUCGUUUUAAGCCUCCGUUUUAUGGGUUCCCGUCGCUGAUCAUUGGGUCACCAGCGCGCUUUUUCUUCGUUUGGGAGGUGGAGGGGUUGCUGUUCAUGGUGUUUUUUCGUCUUCUGCAUUUCCUCUGUUACGUCUGAAGGGUCUGUAUCUUUGCGAAUCAUAGCAGAAUUUUGCAGCUGAAAAGAAUGCUUAGGAGCUUUGUUGUUGCAAGGUUUUUCAGGAAUGGGACACAGGUGAAUUGUGAGAACAUUUGAAUCUGGUACCUUGCCAUCUGAGAUAACAGAAACCUCAGGACUUACCCAGUCUAUGGAACAUCAUUUGGAGCUCAAAAGUAUUUCAAGGAAUCAGCAAAUCUCGGGGAAAGCAGAGAAGAUCUUAUCACCUCAAGUGAGCCAAAGUAAAAAGGUGGGAGACAGGUUGAAAUCAGAGAAAUUUAACUUGUCUUAUGCCGAUCUUCAUCAUGAAAUAACAAAGAGUGUGGACAAUAUCCUGCCUAAAUCUUCAGGGAAUCACCUAAAGCAACGGGUUGAGGGUAAGGCAACUGAAGACGAAGAGCUUGUCAAGUACAUGUCAAAUCUGCCAAGUUAUCUGGAGAGGCGAGAAAACUUCCAGGAGAAAGCUUUGAGUUUUGGGGUCCUUGACUGGGGUCGUCUUGAAAAAUGGCAAUAUGACCAUAAACAGAUCCCCAACAAAAGUAGGAGACAUUCAUCAUCCAGUAGCAAUAGCUCCUCUCUUUUCUCAACAGAUGAAUCAUCCACCCAUUCUAGCGGAGGUCACAGUUGCUCUCCUACACGUCAAAGGAUUCGUCGCCCUACACUGCAAUCUCAUCUGAAAGCAUCUCCUGCAGAAGGCUUUUCUGAAGGUGUCAAAUUCUUUGGAGGAAAUGCUGGAAAGUUUCAAGAUCUUAAUGCCCCCAGUGGUACCCCCUUCAGUGGGCAGCAAAGGUUUAUCAAAACAAAUCAGUCUUCUUGCCAAACCCAAUCAGAAAUCAAGCUGGAAAAGUGCAAGAUAAAUAGUUCGGACCCGAAGGCCUCUGCAGAAAUGAGAACUUCAACAAAUUUGGAAAAUUGUGAGAUGGCUUCCUGCUCAAAGGGAAAGAUGAAAAUUCAAGAUGGUGAUUUUGCAGAGAGAAAGGAGGGCUCACAAGAACCAAAUCGUAUUAUUAUUUUCAAAGAGUGCCCCAAAAAAUACAGAACAGCAGUUGCCCAUUCGCCAAGAGAUCUCCCCAAGAAUGGUCAUUCGGGAUUAUCUCAGCUUCCUGGUUCAUCAGCUGCUCGAGGAUCAACAGAAGCACCCCGAAGAAGUUUUUCAGAGAGAUCUAACUCUACAAAGGUUCACUCUGCAAAGCUCUAUUCUGGCAUUCCACAUUCAUGCCCAUUGCCCUGUGAUGUUGAUAGUAGUAAGGCCUCACAGAUUAAACAACCAAGCUCCAUGGAUGUAGGGAGUAUCAAGUUUCCUUUUGAUGCAUCAGUGUGUCCAACAAAUCUGGUCAGAAGCAAAAAUCCAGAAGAAAAAAAACCAACUAUAGUGCCAACAAAUUCAACUGCAAGAGAACCUUCUGAGGGAUCAGAUCUGAAGAAAGGCACAGUUGCUGCUGCAAAAGUGAGAAACUCUUCUCCUACUCGUCGGUUUGGCAUCAGUAUGAGUAGGAUAAUCAGAAAUUCUAGCUCCAAAGAUGGUAUGGCUAUACCACCAUUGAGCUCUUCACGUGUUGAUACAAAAUCUGGUCCGGAUAGAGCUAUGGCUGCCUGCAUGGAUAGUUAUAGUGAUGGACAAAAUGCUACCAGCAGGGCCAGGUCCAGCCCUCUGAGAAGAUUACUCGACCCAUUACUGAAGCCAAAGGCAGGAAACAGCCAUCAGUUUCCUGAGCCUUUACAGAAGGAUUCAACAUCAAUUGAUAGGAGCUGCCUAUCAUCCAAAGAACAGUUAGAUUCUUCUAAUUCACGGUCAGGAAAAGUAAAAUUGGAUCUGAGCAGUUGUAGGACAAUCAAUGUCAAUGAUUCCUAUCGGAAUAAGAAGCAUGGGUCAUUGCCAGUGCAAGCUCUUCUACAAGUUGCAGUUAAGAAUGGUCUUCCUCUGUUUACAUUUGCAGUUGACGGUGACAAGGACAUUCUUGCUGCCACAAUGAGGAAGUCUACCAUAGGGAAGGAUGACUACAGCUGGAUCUACACAUUCUUCACCAUUAGUGAAGUCAAGAAAAAGAAUAGAAGCUGGAUAAAUCAAGGACAAAAAGGCAAAGGUCAUGGUUACAUCCCGAAUGUUGUUGCCCAGAUGAAGGUGUCUGAUUCUCAGUUUUCCAGUUUGACAAUAUGCAAUUCUACAAAGCAAUUCAGCCUGAGGGAAUUUGUUUUGUUUGCUGUCGACCUAAGACAGGCUGAUGAGCAAACAUCAAACAUCCAGCCAAAUGAUGAGCUUGCAGCGAUGGUUGUCAAGAUCCCAAAAGAGAACACUGGAAGUUCAAUUAAAGAUGAGCAGCAGAGCAGCUAUUUCAAUGAUUUAUCAGCGAGUGUUUCCAAUGGUAAUUCUCCCGAGGUGAAGUGUCAACCUGUUUGGGAGGAAAAUGUGCAGAAUCAGCCCUUUGCUGGAAGCCAAGACCAUUUUAUCACAAAAGUCAUUCUUCCAAGCGGUGUUCAUAGUCUACCCAAUAAAGGAGAACCUUCCCGGCUCCUUGAGAGAUGGAAAUCAGGUGGAUCAUGCGACUGUGGCGGUUGGGAUAUGGGUUGCAAACUGAGGGUUCUUGUCAACCAGAAUCAACACAGGAAGAAACCAAGCCCACCCACCACAGAUAGAUUUGAGCUUUUCUCACUGGAAGGAGUUGAAGCAGACGAGCCUAUAUUCAGCAUGUCCUCAUUCAAGGAUGGCAUCUAUUCAGCUGAAUUCAGUUCACCACUCUCACUUCUACAGGCAUUCUCCAUCUGUAUAGCAGUCUUGAACAGCCGGACGCAACCCUCAGAAAUGAGCAACCCUUCUGAAGAAAGAAGCGACGGCAUAAUAAAGGCUCCUAAUCAGGUCCAAGGAGAGGCUGCUGCACGCUAUGUCUCAUAUCCACCCCUUUCUCCAGUGGGGAGAGUCUAGAUUCACAGAAUGAAGCAUCUCAUAUAAUUAAACACAGGCUGUAAUUUUAUUUUAUAAGGCCUGUUAUAGUAUUAAUUGAAAGCUACCCCCAGACCAUAGCAACUUCGAACCCACUUCUUACAGAAGAGGCAAUGUCCUCUGUGCUUGGAAGAUAGUAUUUUCAUCAAUAUAAGCUUGUAUUCAUGAGUGAAUGGUACUCUGCAGUCUCAGUAAUUCAUGAAGCCUUAGAGCCAAA
Molecule: messenger RNA, 3549 nt
Organism: Vitis riparia (riverbank grape)
Lineage: Eukaryota; Viridiplantae; Streptophyta; Magnoliopsida; Vitales; Vitaceae
Exons: 3
Coding region: 546-3314 (922 amino acids)
Source: RefSeq, a predicted model, not a curated record